AUAAUGAUUUUUACAUGGCAAACAGAAAGCAAAAGAGAAGUUAUCUUUCGUYUUGGAAUUUCCGACAUAGUUGGUGUUGUAUGAUCGUUAUAGUAGUCUGGUAUUAUGACGUUUUUACAUAAAUAGUUCAAUUGAGAAAAGUGACUGAUCCAGAGUAUUUAUGAAUUAUGUCUGUAAUGAUUGGGAUUAUGUCAGGAACCUGUCACACCUGCUCCCGCUCUCCCUCUCUGGCGCCAGACUGCCUACAUUACGCACACCUGUCACCAUCAUUACGCACAGCUGUGUAAUUUUGGACUCACCUGUACUCCAUUACUUAGUUGAUUACCCCCUCUAUAUUGGUCUGCUCCUCACUUUAUUCCCUUUGUCAGUAUUCAUGUCGUUAUGUUUUCUUGUCCAGACGCUGUUCCGUUCCAUGUCCGAUAAUUAUUAAAUGUUAACUCCCUGUACCUGCUUCUCAUCUCUACCAACGUCGAUCCUUACAAAACCGGACAAUGGAAUUCUUUCAGCUGUGUCUGUGUCCUCCCUGUGAGAUGACCUUAAUGACUGAGACCUUAAUGAGGUUUCUUUAAAUCCUAAUGAAUCACUUCACAAUCAAGCACAAUAAUUGGACACUUUAGAGUCCAUCAGUUAAGUGAGACUUGUUUCCAAGCCAGAAGAAUGUAGAUGUCAGAGUUACGUUACACUUGUGUGUCAAGGGCUCGAUUAACCAAUCACGAUGCUGUCAGCUGAUAAACUCUUAAUUUAUGGGGUAUUUAAAAGGUCAGGGUGAUGUCAAGGCAGAAACACAAACUCUACAAGGUAAGCCAAUGGAUAUAUCAAUGCUAAUGUGGUUGGUAUUAGGUGUGGAUGUUGAUAUUCUGUUUAUUUCUGUGUACUAAUAUGUACAGCAGGUACAUAUGAUUCAGUGCUUACAUAGUAAAUGGUUCUAACUAAAUAUCUGUAGAAAUCUGUGCUGCUGUCCUAUCUUAUCUAACCCACUUAGUGCUAUUUCAGGGUAAAAUAAUAUUUUUGUGUGGGAAGAAGGAAUGGUGUUAUGAUGUGAAUCUUCUUUGUUGCCCCACACAGUUAAUUUUGUAUUAUUCUUGAAUAGGGCCCUAAGAAUCAGGGCUUGCAAAUAUCUGGAUGGUUUGCAAUUCAUGAUGCAUUGACUCUUUUUKCUUUUGUGAUUUAUUUCACAACUACUUUAUCUUUCCAACAACCUAUAGAUGAGAUUAUCUUKGUUCCUUCUCUGUGCCUCUCAGCCGAUGAUCACUUUUUUCUCACUGGCUCUGCUGGUUCCCAUCCCAGGGGCACACGGGCACCCCCACUUCCCCCUUGCCAUCUUGCCCACAUUGGAGAACCCUGAGUGGGAGGCUGACUUACUCCAGCUCCAGGCCUCCCUCGAUGUCCCAGGGGCUGUAGCUGCGGCGGGCCUCCGCUCUUGGGGACCGCUGCUGGAGCUGGGACCAGAGGACCCACGUCUGGGCCUGCUCAGGGAGCUGGUGGCAGAGAAUGGCUGGGGACAGAAGGGCAUGAUGAGGGYGGAUCUGGAGAGGAGGUCGCUGGGUCCCUUCCCCGGCCACCCUAUGGAAACUCUGCACUACCAAGAGGGGGAAGAGGAAGGCGAGGGGGGAAGAAAGAGGAAUGAGGCUAUCACGUCCAUCAUCGGCGGGCUGCAGGCUUUCAAUAAAGAGAAAGGAGGCUUCGGGUUCCGGAAGGAAGUAACAAAGGAGGGAGGGGUCGGGAAAAAGAGGAGGCSCUCGAACUUCUGGAGUGUGGGGAACUUGGAAAAGGGUAAGGUAGAGGGCUGGAGGAUGAAGAUGAUGAAGGGAGGGAUGAGUUGACAGUAGAGAUGUACUGAUUGACACCUAUGUCAGAGCAAUCAAUCAUUACGUUAUGAUGAGAUGUGUAUCAUCAGAGAAAAAGAGAAAGUUUACCAAGUGGUCAGAAAAUGUCUGUUAAUGUAAAAUACAAAGUCUCAUAAUUGUUACAUAAUACAAUGAUUGAGGUUAUGUGAAUGUUUAUUUUAUGUUGUCCAUGAUUUAAGCUAUCCAUUCCAACCUACAAUGAAAAAUCACAGUAUUUUGAUAGCGUUUUUAUAUUUUAUUUAAAAUUAAUUGCAUUACAAUAACAAAUGAACAUAGGAUAUCACUACAAGUAUAUUUUCUCAUAAGAAACAUACAAUAACAUUAAAGUAAAGCAAAUAAAUAAAAAUCACUUCACAUGAAUUGUUAGUGACAACAGUUUCAAAAGUGUAAGCACCUCAAAUAAAAUAACGAUAAGGGGUUUCAUUUGUUUUUUGUUAUUGACUCAUAGAGAUUUAAUUAAAUAUUUGAUUUCAAGUAAAAAUAUGUUAGAAUAUUUUCAUAGCCGUGGCUAUAUUUUUCUUCAGUAUGACGCCACAGGCUACAGCCACGGAAACGUCCCACGCUCUAUUUUACCUGACAACAGCUAGGUUUAUUUCAGCCCUCAAAUUAUUGGAUAGAAAUACUCUUCAAACUCCUAGGAAAUACACCAUAUUCAAAGGACAGUCGUGAAGGAGCUUUCCAUCGACAUAUUAUUUUUAAAAUAGGGAUAUAUCUUUAAAAAACGUCUGUAGUGUAAUUAGCUAGAUGUAUAGACCUAAUUUGAUGCUUUUUGUUGUAUAUUUUUCACUAGAACGUAUUUGCCAGAGCCAAAGCGGUAAAUGGUGUACUCGAAUAUCAAAGCGAAAGUGAAAAUGUACAGCCAGGCGUGGUAAAGAAUAAUACAAAUAUAUACUUUUAAAAUCGCUUACCAUAUAAACUGCUGCGGUGUACUAUCAUAAUAGUCUACUUGUUGUAAUUGCAUUAUAGCAUUUGUAGUCUACUUUUAUGCGCGUUCCUUCAUACAUUGUGUCGACGACUGGAAAGCUAUUGCGCACUUACAUGCCAGGCACGGUGCAAUAACACACAUUUGUAAGGAAACCGAUCAAAUACAUCAAUUAGCGUUUGUACUUUGCUUAGAAUAGCCAGACAUAACAUGAUCUACUUUUUUUUUUAAAUCACAAAGUUAAAGAUGUGCAAAGAAGAUUUAUGUUUGUAAUGUGUUUGCAAUUUUACAGUAGCCUAUAUACUGAUAUUGACUAUUGCAAUUUUACACACAUUUGUUUUGCAGCAGCUACUCUUCCUGUAGUCCACAAUAAAACAAAACAAUUUCA
Messenger RNA from Salvelinus sp. IW2-2015, 3157 nucleotides. RefSeq lists its product as uncharacterized. The record is from RefSeq and is a predicted model, not a curated record. Lineage: Eukaryota; Metazoa; Chordata; Actinopteri; Salmoniformes; Salmonidae.